GUUGGGGACCAAGAACACUAUUGGAUCGUUUAUUUACACGUGCUUAUUUAAUUGACGAUUCAACAGUAUCAAGAUAUUCUGAAAUGAUAUUUCGUUUACGUAUGAAUCGUUUACGCGAUGAUCUACCGGUGCCAGUCAAAGUAGAAUAUUUUUGUUUACAACAAAAUGAACUACAAAAUUUCACGUUAUCAUCUUCUCAGUCAAAUGUUAACAUAAACCAAACAAAGCAAAUGGGCUUUUUCAACCACAACUGUACAUAUAAUAGGACGUCUAAACUGACUUCGUGUAUUCCACUACAGAAUUCUGUGAAAUCAAAUCAAUUUAUUCCAACUACUUGUGCCUGGCAUAAUGGUUUUGAUUUUCCACCGGAUGUUGAAUUAUCGAAUAACAUUUGCAACAAUGUUGUUCUGAAAGUGGAUUAUAA
Schistosoma turkestanicum is the source of this 424-nucleotide messenger RNA. NCBI's taxonomy places the organism in Eukaryota, Metazoa, Platyhelminthes, Trematoda, Strigeidida, Schistosomatidae. The record is from the annotation of a GenBank genome assembly.